AUGGCGGCUUCCUUCAAGAAGACCGUGAUAAAAUCUACUCCACGUGUUGGCGAAAAUGUCACCUCAGACACGAAUUACUGGAAAAAUUUAGAGGUACCAGUGACCAAAAAGGAGUAUGGCGCUAUAACCCACAUAGAGUUCAGCCCUACUGAACCAAACAGCUUUGCUGUAACUAAUUCAACUAGAGUACAAAUCUACAGUUCAAAGUCACUGCAGAUUCUUAAAACCAUCAGUCGAUUUAAGGAUGUGGCAUAUAGUGGAAGUUUCCGUGAUGAUGGCAAGUUGUUGGUUGCGGGUGGUGAUGAGGGUCUUAUCCGUCUGUUUGAUGUGGAAGGCCGCGCACUGCUUAGGGUUUUCAAAGGACAUACAGGAGCUGUGCACGUGACAAAGUUCUUGCGUGACCGCGUGCGGCUGUUUUCAGGAGCUGAUGACAACAGUGUUGCAGUUUGGGAUAUACCUCGUGAAGCACAGAUCGCCACCUACAAGGAACACCAGGACUAUGUACGAUGUGGUGUUUCAAGUCUGUCCAGCAAUGACAUCCUCCUUACAGGUUCCUACGACCACAAGGUGAAGCUUUAUGACACACGUAUUGGGGACAGCGUGCUGACCGUAGAUCAUGGACAGCCGGUGGAAGAUGUCCUCACGUUUCCUACAGGGGGAAUCUUUAUUUCUGCAGGUGGUAAUGUUGUCAAGGUUUGGGAUGCUUUGUCUGGAGGCAGGUUGCUGACUACUUUGUGUAACCAUCACAAACAGGUGAUGUCCUUGGCUUUCUGCAGUAAUUACCAACGCCUCCUCUCAGCAUCACUCGACAGACAUGUAAAGAUCUAUGACUUAAGUUCCUACCAAGUUGUACAUACACUAGACUACCCUGGGACCCUUACAGCUGUCGCUGUGUCUCCUGACGACAACUUACUUGUGGUAGGAACAGCAGAAGGUUUGGUGUCCAUACAAAAGAGGAAACCAGAAGAUGAAGUCAUGCCUAAGAAAAAGAAAGUCCAGAACAGUAGAUUUGGUCUCAAAGGGAAAACACAUAUUCCAGACGAGGAUGAUUAUCACGUGGAGCAUACCAGGAAAGACCACCUUACCAAGUACGACAAAUUCCUAAAGAAGUUUGAGUACAGCAGGGCUCUGGACGCUGCUAUGCAUUGGACUGUCCGAUUAUCCAAUCCAGAUGUAACAUUAUCAGUCCUACAGGAGCUUAUACGACGUGAAGGAAUCAGACCAGCUCUGGCAGGCAGGGAGGAGAAAUCUUUGUCACAUCUACUCAGAUUUAUAGAAAAAAACAUUUACAAGCCUAGGUACAUGAAUACACUAAUUGAUAUUAUGGCCCUGUUACUAGAAAUGUACAAAGGCUUAAUUGACCAGUCCCAUGACCUUGGUGCCCACCUGAAGCGUGUUAACCAUGUUGUCCAGCGUGAGGUAGCCCUGAUGAAACAGCUGUAUGAGGUGAUGGGUACCAUGGAUACUUUGUUUGCAGCUGCAACAUCCCAGCAGACCAAUCAGACAUCAGAGUUAGGUCUGGCUGACGAAAGACUGACACCUUCUACAGCUGCUGCCCAAUCAGUGUAGCAUUUUGAAGAUGAUGAAGAUUUUGGCAUGUUGACAUCAGUAAUAUGUAACUAAGAUAUAUUUAAGAUCCUUUUGCUUAGUGAAAACACAAUUGAUUGUGUAAACAUGACUGAUAUUGGAUAAGAUACAAUUCCAAAGAAAGUCUUGACAGCUAAAAAAAGGCAAAAGGGAUCGGGUGAGACUGGUUAACCAAUGAUGUGUUCAGGAUGUGAUCAGGUGAUUCUGGUCCACCAAUGAUAAGGUUGGGAUGUGAUCAGGUGAUUCUGGUCCACCAAUGAUAUGAUGGGGAUGUGAUCAGGUGAUACUGGUCCACCAAUUAUAUGAUGGGAAUAUGAUCAGGUGAUACUGGUCCACCAAUGAUAUGAUGGGAAUGUGAUCAGGUGAUUCUGGUCCACCAAUGAUAUGAUGGGGAUGUGAUCAGGUGAUACUGGUUGGUCCACCAAUGAUAUGGUUGGGAUGUGAUCAGGUGAUACUGGUCCACCAAUGAUGUGUUCAGGAUGUGAUCAGGUGGUUCUUGUUCACCAAUGAUAUGGUGAGGAUAUUUUAUGAGAUGGUUUAUACUGAGUAAAAUUUCUGAUCAGGAUGUAAUAGUCAGACAUAUCAUCAGACAUUUGUCUUGUCAUAUUUCCUAGUUAUAAAUAGCACCACCCAAAUACAGGAGAUGAAAAAUGUCUAUUUUACUCAGCCUGAAAUACCUGAACAGUUUCUGCCUUUUAUUCGUGAAAUAAAAGUUUGGGAAAAAGUCCUUCGAGUAUCAGUUUUCUUCUUCCCAGCUUACAAUUGCUGUACUGUUGAUUUAAGCUGUCACAUUGUUGAUGGCAAUUUUCGGCUCUGAAUUGUCCAGUUUACAUGGUGCUUCUCCAGUCUGGUGUAACAGAUUGUGUAAUGUGAGGCAGAUGGUUUGAUUUUAUGUUUAGUAUUAGUAAUGAAGUGAGGUAUGUGUGAUAUUGAGUGAAGUGAUAUAUGUGUGAUAUUGAGUGAAGUGAGGUAUGUGUGAUAUUGAGUGAAGUGAUAUAUGUGUGAUAUUGAGUGAAGUGAGGUAUGUGUGAUAUUGAGUGAAGUGAUAUAUGUGUGAUAUUGAGUGAAGUGAGGUAUGUGUGAUAUUGAGUGAAGUGAGGUAUGUGUGAUAUUGAGUGAAGUGAGGUAUGUGUGAUAUUGAGUGAAGUGAUAUAUGUGUGAUAUUGAGUGAAGUGAGGUAUGUGUGAUAUUGAGUGAAGUGAGGUAUGUGUGAUAUUGAGUGAAGUGAGGUAUGUGUGAUAUUGAGUGAAGUGAUAUAUGUGUAGUGAUUGUGUGAUGCUAGUCAUAUGUUAGUAUAGUCUGGGUAUGACAGAAGUUUGAUUCUCUGUGCUGUAGUAAUGGGUGACAAGUAUAGUCUGGGUAUGACAAGUUUGAUUCUCUGUGCUGUAGUAAUGGGUGACAAGUAUAGUCUGGGUAUGACAGAGGUCUGAUUCUACACUCUGUGCUGUAGUUAUGAGUGACUUCUGAGAGAAAGAGUCUGGUGUGAUGUGAUCAUGUAUAGAUACGAUGAGCAGUUAAAUGUGACUUACGAUCAGCAUUUGAGAAAUAAAUGAAGGUCAAGUUGUAA
Molecule: messenger RNA, 3154 nt
Organism: Ylistrum balloti
Lineage: Eukaryota; Metazoa; Mollusca; Bivalvia; Pectinida; Pectinidae
Product: U3 small nucleolar RNA-associated protein 15 homolog
Exons: 13
Coding region: 1-1569 (522 amino acids)
Biological process (GO): positive regulation of transcription by RNA polymerase I; rRNA processing
Cellular component (GO): nucleolus
Molecular function (GO): protein binding
Source: RefSeq, a predicted model, not a curated record